AUCGCACACAAGUAUGCAGUUGUCUCUGGUAGCAAUCGUGAUCACUCUGGUGAACGCCAGGCCCCAACUAGAAGUUCCAGUUGGCUUUGAUCCUGCUUAUCCAGAGGAAAAUCCAGGCUUGUUUGAGGGUGACAUUGAAUUACAACCUGAACAAGAAUCAAAUUUAAGAAAUGCUAUAGGUGACACAAGAUACCUGUGGCCCCAUGGACUGGUUCACUAUACAAUCGAUGCUCAUCAUGCAGCUAUUCCAUCACAUGUUCAGAUAUUUAAGUCUGCCAUGCAGGAAAUCAUGGAUAAAACCAUGGUUAAUGGCAAGAAGUGCAUCGACUUUCAACCAAGGGGAAGCGAGAGUGCCUAUAUUCAGUUUUCAUAUGGAUCUGGAUGUCAUACACCUGUUGGUUACCAUGGCAGACGUUCUGACGUCACAUUAGGAACAGGAUGUUUAAGGAAAGGAACUGUGAUGCAUGAAAUUUUACACGCUCUCGGUUUCUGGCACGAACAAAGUAGAGCCGACAGAGACAACUACGUCAAAAUUCACUUUGACAACAUUCAACAUGGUCACGAAAGGAACUUCGAUAAAUACCAGGUGGGACCCAAAUUGGACAUGUUAAACGAACCUUACGACUAUGGAUCCGUCAUGCACUACAGCGCCUAUGCUUUCGCCAUCAACAGACGACAAGUUACUAUUGAGACUCUGCAGCCAGGCGUGACGAUCGGCCAACGUGUUCGAUUGAGCGACAUUGAUGCAAAAGAAAUUCAGAUUCGUUACGGGUGUAUUUCCAGACCAGGGUCACCAGCAGGUAGCGCUGUGACAGGAGCUACUUCCCCUCCCCACGUCACAGUUCAUCAUGAGACAGCAACACCACAUACCUUCCCUUCAAAUCAAGCUUCAACAUGCACUUUUGACCAUGGAACCUGUGGCUGGACCCAAUCCACAACAGAUAACCUUGACUGGACAGAUGGACACGGACGUACACCUAGUUCAAAUACCGGGCCUACUGCCGACCACUACGGAAGCACUUCUGGACACUACCUAUACCUGGAGGCCAGCAGCCAUCUUCAGAAAACAGCCAAGUUAGAUUCGCCUACGUUCCCGGGUGGACAAUACUGCUUUAGUGUUUACUUUCACAUGUAUGGAGCGCAGACUGGGUAUUUACAAUUCAACAUCAUUCAACACGGACAUGCGUACACGAUGAAGAGAUACACAGGUGACCAUGGUAACAGGUGGCUUCAUAUGAGGUUGAGUAUCAACGUUCGUGCUUCUUCCUUCCAGUUUGAAAUCACCGGCCACACUGGAAAUGGUUACCAUAGUGAUAUUGCUAUUGACGAUUUAUCAGUAACACCAGGUCAUUGUUGAAUGUUGUAAUAGAUGUAUUAUAAUAAAACAUUUUAU
Molecule: messenger RNA, 1393 nt
Organism: Saccostrea cuccullata (small rock oyster)
Lineage: Eukaryota; Metazoa; Mollusca; Bivalvia; Ostreida; Ostreidae
Product: astacin-like
Exons: 12
Coding region: 14-1357 (447 amino acids)
Biological process (GO): proteolysis
Cellular component (GO): membrane
Molecular function (GO): metalloendopeptidase activity; zinc ion binding
Source: RefSeq, a predicted model, not a curated record